UACUACUCUGACCCUGUAACGCUGCUGCUAAAUCUCUGCAGCCUUGAUGGGCUAUAUAAGGAAAUAAUUACUCAACCCUCAGCUCAGACAUACACACGCUUUUAACCCUAUAGACAUUUUUUUUUUGGGUAGGAUUUAACCCUAUAGACAUAUCCAUUACAAAGGUAUCAUAAACUCACCCCAUACUUCCCUAUUCAAUGUAAUACCUGAGAUUUUUUUUUUAUUUAUCAAUUCUGUUUUUUAGUUGAGAAAACAUUUAAUAUUUUUACAUACUUUGAAUUCGAUUCAUUUCUUCGACAUGCAUUAAGAUUUGGUCCAUCAUCAUCACUUGAACCCAACUCUUUCUUUCUUUGUUUUAGCUCUCUUUUUUUUUUUCAUACACGUGACCGUUAAAGAUUCCAUUUUGUUGCAAAGUUCUUUUCUUUACUUCUGGCUUGUAAUAAAUUCGAGUGUGUCUUCUUAAUAUAUUUUUUUUCAGUAUUUUGGAGACGAGCUAGUGAUGAGAAGAAAACACAUAUUGUUUGUUUUUUAGCUUUUAUAUAGAAUUGCAUAAUGCUCUCUAAAUAUUUAUAUGAUUAUUAUCCAAUAUUUAAAUGUCAGAAACUUCGGCUUGCCGGAGGAAUAAUAUAAAUAUUCUUUGAAACUUUUGAUUUAUGUGUUGUGUGUGUGACGAGGAGAUGGGGUCUUUUACUUGGGUAUUGCUGCACAACAAAGCAUUUACACACUCAGUUUGGCUUCUCUAUUCAGACCACUUUCUAUAUAAUUAUAUAUUUCUUUUCUUUUUUUAAAAUAUCAUCGCUUGUCUCUAUCAUGAUCAUAUAUCAUCAGAUAGAUAUUAUUAUUAUUAUUCGAAAGACUAUAAUUUGAUCUAUUCAGGUGCCUCGACAAUCGUUUGAGAUUGUUUUUUUUUUCUUUUCUUUUCUUUCUCUGUGGUCCUCUCCUCUCUGAUCCCCAGGGGUGUUCAAAAGGCAGAGAGCAUAAAAAAGAGUGCAAAGAUGUUUACUUGCAUAAAUUGUACGAAAAUGGCAGACAGAGGUGAGGAUGAAGAAGACGAAGCGCGUGGGAGCACCACUCCCAACACUAAAGAAGCCGUUAAAAGCCUAACUACACAGAUUAAAGAUAUGGCGUCGAAAUUCUCCGGUGCUCAUAAACCAAGCAAGCCAACUCCGGGCUCCUCGAGUAGCAACUUGAGGAAAGAGCAGAGAAAGUUUCCGGAUUUUGACACUGCAUCAGAAAGUGUUCCAUACCCUUAUCCGGGUGGAAGCACUAGCUCCACUCCGGCUUGGGACUUACCAAGAUCCUCCUACCAUCAAUCUGGACGGCCAUUCACAUCAAUGUAUGGUGGUGAACGUGAAUCCAUCUCUGCUCAGUCUUGUGAUGUUGUACUAGAAGAUGAUGAGCCAAAGGAGUGGAUGGCUCAAGUAGAGCCAGGUGUUCAUAUCACAUUCGUCUCACUUCCCAGUGGAGGGAAUGAUCUCAAGCGGAUACGUUUCAGCCGGGAGGUAUUCGACAAGUGGCAGGCUCAGAGAUGGUGGGGUGAGAACUAUGACAGAAUAGUUGAGCUUUACAAUGUUCAAAGAUUUAACCGACAAGCCCUUCAAACCCCUGGUAGAUCCGAAGACCAGUCGCAGAGAGAUUCAACUUACACAAGGAUAGACUCAGCAAGAGAAAGCAGAGACUGGACACAAAGAGACAACAACUUCAGACCACCAGGAGGCAGUGUGCCACAUCACUUUUAUGGACCACCAAUGGACGCAGCACGAAUCACCACCUCAUCGAGGGACGAACCGCCUUCCAUGAGUAAUGCUAGUGAAAUGCAAGCUGAGUGGGUUGAAGAGGACGAGCCUGGCGUCUACAUUACCAUCAGACAGUUACCAGAUGGAACCAGAGAGUUACGCCGCGUCAGAUUCAGUCGGGAACGGUUUGGUGAAGUGCAUGCCAAGACAUGGUGGGAGCAAAACAGAGACAGGAUACAAACACAAUACCUCUAAGAGGAAAUCAAAAGAGACCAAUAUUUAAUCUUCUUUAACACAACAAAAAAGGUAUACACAAAAUUCAGAGUUAAUUUUGUUCAUCUUCUGAAAUUUGGAAGGAAAUCAGAGUGGAAACUGAAUCGACAAAUUGAGUUUUUUUAGAGAUUUGUAGUUCUAGCUGGUUCUCGGCGUUUUGAUAUAUAUAGCUAUGUAAUUUUCCUGACGAUGACAUGAGCUUUAUAUGUCUUUAUUUAUUUGUUCAUUUUAGCCCA
Messenger RNA from Camelina sativa (false flax), 2245 nucleotides. The record is from RefSeq and is a predicted model, not a curated record. NCBI's taxonomy places the organism in Eukaryota, Viridiplantae, Streptophyta, Magnoliopsida, Brassicales, Brassicaceae.